Beauveria bassiana ARSEF 2860 is the source of this 1644-nucleotide messenger RNA. Its product is annotated as membrane transporter. Gene Ontology annotation, cellular component: membrane; endoplasmic reticulum. The record is from RefSeq and is a predicted model, not a curated record. NCBI's taxonomy places the organism in Eukaryota, Fungi, Ascomycota, Sordariomycetes, Hypocreales, Cordycipitaceae. Gene Ontology annotation, biological process: transmembrane transport. The transcript is spliced from 3 exons. Bases 1 to 1644 code for a protein of 547 amino acids.
AUGGACACGAUUGCCGCGCCAUCGCCGUACAGGCUCGCCCAGUUGGCUACCGAUGCAUACGAGCUGCCCCUCAAGGUCUUCACCCAAGGUGGUGGCUCGUCAUCGCCGUCACUUUCCCACCUCUGCCUCCUCGUAUUCGAGGCCGUUCUAGAAGUCGUCUGCGUCAGUUUGCCUGGCUAUAUUAUUGCACGACUCGGCCAAUUCGACGCCGAUAAGCAAAAGUUUCUCGCCAAUCUCAACGUCUCGCUCUUCACACCAUGCCUGAUCUUUACCAAGCUCGCCUCUCAGCUGAGCGCCGAGAAGCUGAGCGAUCUCGCCAUCAUCCCCGCCAUCUUCGUUGUUCAGACCCUCGUCUCCUGGACCGUCGCUGUCGUUGUCGCUAAGCUGUUCCGAUUCAACCGUCGCGCUUCCAACUUUGUCAUUGCCAUGGGCGUCUUUGGCAACUCCAACUCGUUGCCCAUCUCUCUCGUGCUUUCCCUUUCCCAGACCAUCGCCGGUCUACAUUGGGAUAGGAUACCUGGCGAUAAUGAUGACGAAGUCGGCGCGCGGGGCAUCCUUUACCUCCUAAUUUUCCAGCAGCUCGGCCAGCUCGUCCGAUGGAGCUGGGGAUACCACGUACUUUUGGCCCCCAAAGAGCGAUAUCUCGAGUAUAAUGACGAGCGCGCCGAAGAGGGUCAAUUCCGUGACGAUGUUGCCCAAGCCCCUCUCCUCAUCGAAGGCCUCGAGGGUGAUACCGAAGACGAGGCCGAUGGGAGCGACCACUACAAUCCACCAGGCCACACUCCCGUAGGCGGUACUUCUCGUGCCUCUGUUGAUGGAUCGUCCGAUGAUGAAGGUAUACCGAAGAAACAGCUUCCCAACGGACACCAACAGCCCGACUUUUCCGCUAUUCCCAGCGUGGAGCGCAGAGAGCAGGAAGAUGAGGCACCCACGAGUGUUUUAGGCAAAGCCCGGCUGCGCAUUCACAAGACUCAGGCACGCAUCGUCGCGGGCAUCAACAGCACCCGCCUCCGCGUCUAUAGGUCCCUUCCCCGCCCUAUCCAGUCCGCCGUCUCAGGCCUUAGCAAUGUUGGCCUCAAGUUCAUCAACUUCCUCUGGGACUUUAUGAACCCUCCUCUCUGGGCCAUGUUGAUUGCCGUUUUGGUUGCUUCCAUCCCGACACUUCAGCGUCUCUUCUUUGAGGAAGGCUCUUUUGUUAAGAACAGUGUCACUAGCGCUAUCCAAUCUAGUGGUGGCGUUGCUGUUCCCCUCAUCCUGGUCGUCCUUGGCGCUAACUUGGCCCGCAACACCAUGGCCAAUCCCGACAGCAUCGACAUGGAGGAGGAGGAAAUCGGCACAAAGCUCCUGAUUGCGUCGCUGCUGAGCCGCAUGCUCCUCCCCACCAUAAUCAUGACGCCGAUUCUGGCCCUGCUGGCUAAGUAUGUCAACGUCAGCAUUCUCGACGACCCAAUCUUUGUCAUUGUCUGCUUUCUCCUCGUGGGUGCCCCCAGCGCACUUCAGUUGGCCCAAAUUUGCCAGAUCAACAAUGUCUAUGAGAAGACUAUGGGUCGUCUGCUCUUCCAGAGCUACGUCAUCUGGAUUCUCCCCUCCACGCUCAUGCUUGUCAUGCUGGCACUCGAGGUCAUCGAGUGGGCUCGCUUGUAA